Pocillopora meandrina is the source of this 1452-nucleotide messenger RNA. The record is from the annotation of a GenBank genome assembly. NCBI's taxonomy places the organism in Eukaryota, Metazoa, Cnidaria, Anthozoa, Scleractinia, Pocilloporidae.
AUGGCACUCCCAUCAACCUUUGCGAAGUCGGUUUCAAACAUGGCGGCAGAAUGGAUGAGCGGAAGUCCCUUAUCUUCUUCUCAAAUGAUCGAAGUAGAAAGCAAAUUUCGUGUACCACCAGACUUUGAGAAAGUUCUGGAAUUGAAAGGAGCAAAACUUAUGAGACAAACCACUUUCACCGAUGUUUACUUCGACGCACCAAACCACGAACUGUCGCUUAAUGGUUACUGGCUGCGGAAGCGAAAUAAUAAAUGGGAACUUAAAAUUCAGAAACUGAAAAUUGAACGGUGGAUCGAAAGUAACCGCGAGAUAGAAGACGAAAAUGAAAUUAUAAAUGAAAUUGUGACGAGGCUGCGCUCUUUCUACCCAAAUAUUGACAGAGAUUACACGUCUGUCGAGGAGAUAGUGCAAAGAACAUCCUGUAAACAGAUUGCAUGUAUUACAACGAAUAGAGCUGUGUAUGAGAUGCCAAACAGAGUUGUAGUUGACUUAGAUCAGGCAAGCUUUGGGUAUCAAGUUGGUGAAUUGGAGGUUGUAGUGUCAAAUGAGAAAAACGUUGAUGCCGCAAAAGAAACUAUUCAAAGAACUGCAGAACUUCUUGGUAUGCUAAAUUAAAGCUUCAGUGGCGUUAGUUCAGUGAAUUCUUGGAAUACCUCUUUGAAACCUGAAUCAACAAAUUCGUCUUACACAGGUUGCCAUGAGCAAAUUUUACAAGUAGCUCCAAUCCAAAGUUGUUGAUGGAAGGUGUAUGUCAUUUGUGUGCAAAGAGGAUUUUUUUAAUCCAUCUCCAAGUUCCUGCCUUUAUUCUUUAAUUGAUAUUAUUUCUAUGAAGUGCAAUAAACCCCUACCUUGUCUCUCCUUUACUUACUUCCUUUAACUCCUAGGAGUGACCAAAACAGAAUUUCUCCUUACAAUACUAAUACAAUUUCAAGCCAACAAGUAAUAGGAGUUUAAAAAAAUUUCAUUCAGGGAAUCAUUAGUUGAUCCAAUACUAAAUUCUUGGAACUAAUUCUAUAAGCAAUGUAUUGGGGACAGUCAGGAGAAUAAAUUAUGAGAUCUGGGAGUGAAAGAGUUGGUGAUUUCCUUAAACUGGGCAACAAAAUCAAAAUAAAAAAAGUGUUAAAAAAUAACUGGGAAUCUUUUUUGUACCAUUUUUGAGGGAAGACACAAAAAUGGGUGUUAGUUGUAAGUAUUGAUUUAUCAAAUAAUCUGGGUUUUGAAAUAAGCUGCUUCUUUUCAGAGACAUAUUUCAUCCACAAUCCUAACACUAUCCAUAAUGAAAUAUUAAGGGAAAAAUGGAAUGAAAACAUAAAAGUAUUAUUUUGAUUGAUUUUAGGCAUAGAAUGCAGAUCAGACAUUCCCAGCAAACUGGAGAAGUACAUUUUCAGUAAUUGCAGAAGUCAUCAUGAACAACUUGUUAAAUGUGGAUUCUUUGUAAAACAGCUGAAAUAA